AUGGAUUUUGCGUUCUUUGACGGGUCGAAUCACCCGGUUAGAGAUGGGAAUCGAGUUUAUACGAACGUGUUUGAUGCGAAUUACGACACGUUGGUUGCUUCGUUGACGAAAGCGGGUUACCCGGAUAUGAAAAUAGUCGUGGGCGAGAUCGGGUGGCCUACGGACGGGGAUGUAAACGCGAAUGUGAAAAACGCGAAGCGGUUUAACCAGGGUGUGGUUAAACACGUGUUGGGGUCCAAAGGGACCCCAGCCCGACCGGGCCGGUUGGAGAUUUACCUUUUUAGUCUUUUAGACGAGAAUAAAAAAAGUAUAGCUCCAGGGUCAUUCGAGACACAUUGGGGUAUAUUCGAGUAUGAUGGUAAACCGAAAUACGAACUCGAUUUGACCGGGUUGAAGAGGGACAAAGGGAUGGCACCCGUCGUCGGGGUGCAAUACAUGAAACGACGGUGGUGUGUGUUGAACCCGCGUGUUAAAGAUCUAGACGGGUUGGCAAAGGAGAUAGAUUACGCGUGUAGCUUAUCGGAUUGCACCUCGUUAGGGUAUGGGUCGUCGUGGCAGAGUGAUUGGGAUUGCGAGUUUAACGGGUUGGCGGCUGUGACGUGGGAGGAUCCGUCGGUCGGGGAGUGUCGGUUUCCGGUGAUGAUCGCUUAUGGUACUUCCGUGGUGGUUCACAGGAAAAUUUUGAAGGUGUUGUUGGGUUUGCUUGAAGGGUUGUAG
Helianthus annuus (common sunflower) is the source of this 717-nucleotide messenger RNA. Its product is annotated as glucan endo-1,3-beta-glucosidase 6. Gene Ontology annotation, cellular component: plasma membrane. Lineage: Eukaryota; Viridiplantae; Streptophyta; Magnoliopsida; Asterales; Asteraceae. Bases 1 to 717 code for a protein of 238 amino acids. The transcript has 3 exons. Gene Ontology annotation, molecular function: hydrolase activity, hydrolyzing O-glycosyl compounds. The record is from RefSeq and is a predicted model, not a curated record. Gene Ontology annotation, biological process: carbohydrate metabolic process.